AGUGGUAAACGUAACGUAAGGCCACUACUGAGGUUGCGCUGUUGGAAGCCACAAUACUUUCUCAACAUUUCGCUAUGCUACGCCUCAAAGAACAGAAGAAAAACACACUAGCUGUUGUCUACAACCUGCCGAGGCUGGUUCUGUCGGGAUAUCUAGCUCCCGCUCUCCAAGAAAUAAGAAGCGCUAUUUUUUAAGCGUAGUUCUUCUGGCAAGAAUCCCACAAAACGUAAAACGCCGUCGCUGGAAGUAAACGACUCGUCGGAGAAGCUAUCUGUGUGUCUGGAGCAAGGACUAGCACAUACACACGACAAUAUUUAGGCCGCUUUAUUGUCGGUUUACUUUUCGGCUGGUCUUACAUCGUAUUACGGUGUUAUAACAAAGACAGUCUGAGUCGAGCUAGGACCGUGGUUUCCUUCUCCGCUUGGCCAUGCGAGGAGCUCCAAUCUACGUAGAAGAAUGUUUCACCUUCUCCCGGCGUUAGCUCAGCCGCGGCUCCAUGGCCAACAGUAACAACAUGCUCCUGGCCUCUGUCGUGGUGGUGUGGGAAUGGCUGAAUGAACACGGACGGUGGCGGCCCUACAGCCCCGCCGUCUCCCACCAGAUAGAGGCGGCCAUCCGGAGCAGUGACCCCCGCGGAGGGAGCGUUGUACUCGGCCAGGUGGACAGCCGGCUCUCGCCGUACAUCAUAGAUCUCCAGUCCAUGCACCAGUUCAGACAGGACACAGGAACCAUCCGUCCAGUGCGGAGGAGUUUUUAUGACCCAGCCUCAGCCCCAGGUCAGGGCUGGCAGUGGGAGUGGGAAAACGAUGCAGGUACGUGGACGGCCUACGACAUGGAGGUGGCCAUCGCCAUCGAGAACGCCCACAGUCGGCAGCAGCCCUGCCUCGACCUGACACCACUCGGCUUCUGCUACCUCAUCGAUUUUCAGAACAUGACACAGGUGAACAGACAGAGCCAGAGGUGUCGGAGGCUGCAGAGACGUGCUGACAUGGCCUACCCUCUAGUGUCUGGUCCUCUCCCAAUACCAAAGGGAAGCGGUGCAGGAGGAGGCAUAACAGGAGCCCUGCUGGGUGUUGGGGUGUCGGGGGCAAGCUCUUUCUACUCCAAUGGGGGCUUACCAGCUACUGGAUUGGGCCAACCUUGUUCCUGCCAGCAGUGCAUGCUGGUUCUUAGUGUAAAGACCAAUACAGGAGGAGCAGGGGUACAGACUCUAGGUAGACGCUCACUAACCAUGCAGCGGCCCAAGAACUCGGCGCCCAUCGUCUCUAAACCUCUGAGUCCGUCUAAAUCAGCCACUCUGGGGCGAGGACAGCAGCAGAACUCCAACUCCAACUCCAACUACUAUCAGACGCUGCCGCAUGGUCUCGCCAUCUCCAAAAACACCGCCUCUCCAAGAAGGAACGCCCAGCUGUUUGCUCAGUCGCUGGCUGCACUCACCGCUGGGACCUCCACUCUGGGUAUCUCCUCGUCUUCCAACAGGCCGCCUCCGCCAUCCCUCCCGCCUCCUCAGCCUCCAUCAUCCAACCCGAACUUGAUCCCUCCAUCCAUUCUGGCCAAGCACUCCUCAUCUUCAGCCAACGAAUCAGUGCCAACCGCCACAUUAAUUACCCCUGCCAACAGCGUGACCACGCCCCCUUCUCCUGUGCCAUCUCCGUCGCCGAUGGUGAUGAAGCCACAGCGCCCACCAACGUCCGCAGCAACAGUGUGCCAUGCCCCGUUGCCACCGAGAUCAAGCUUAGCUGGGCUGAGCCGACCAGCGUUACAGAGGAUUGCGAUGGCCCAGUCCAGAGCGCUCAUAGCAUCAGGUGUGCCCACCGUCCCAGUGAAGAACCUCAAUGGAUCCAGUCCUGUUCACCCUGCACUGGCCGGGAUCACAGGUAUCCUAAUGAGUGCUGCCGCUCUGCCGGUGUGUCUGACCAGACCUCCAAAACUGGUGCUGCACCCUCCGCCUGUCAGCAAGAGCGACAUCAAACCCGUGCCAGGCUUUGGCCACUGCUGCAGGAAGACCACCAAGAAACAGGCUCGCAAGGGUAAAACUCCAGAGGAGGUGGUAAAGAAGUACCUGCAGAAAGUAAAAAGUCCACCAGAGGAGGACUGUACCAUCUGUAUGGAGCCGUUGGGGGGUCCGUCUGGUUAUAAGGGUCCAGGAGUGGGGCCUGUGUCUCGGGCGGAGUCAGUUGGGCGACUAGCACAGUGUGGACACCAGUACCAUUUCCAGUGUCUGGUGGCCAUGUAUAAUAACGGCAACAAGGACGGCAGUCUUCAGUGUCCCACCUGUAAAACCAUCUACGGCGUAAAGACAGGCAACCAACCGGCAGGGAAGAUGGAGUACCACGUCAUCCCUCACUCUCUACCAGGACAUCCUGACUGCAAAACCAUACGCAUUAUCUACAACGUACCACCAGGCCUUCAGGGACCAGAGCAUCCGAACCCAGGGAAGCCAUUCACUGCCAGAGGCUUUCCCCGACACUGCUACCUCCCAGACAGCGAGAGAGGACGCAAGGUACUGAGACUGCUCCUGGUAGCCUGGGACCGCAGGUUGAUCUUCUCAGUUGGGACUUCGAGCACUACUGGAGAAUCUGACACCGUCAUCUGGAACGAGGUCCACCAUAAGACAGAGUUUGGCUCCAACCUGACAGGCCAUGGCUUCCCCGACCCCGGGCACCUCGACAACGUCCUGGAAGAGCUCCGAGCUCAGGGCAUCAUAGAGGAUGACGGACUGAUGGAAAAGUGAAAGGACAAGCGACCAGGACAGCGGAGAAGGAGGAGGCAUCCGUGUGAGAGCAGCAAGAGUGGAAGGGAGAACAGAGAGCAGAGAAGGAGAGCAUUAAAAGAACAGGAAAAGAGGAGGUCCUGGGCCGAGACACACUCUCUCUGCCAGCACUUAAAAGGGGUGCAGGGCGACAUUUCGGGUUAUAGAAGACAUUGAUUUUGUUUUGCAGAGGGAACCACUUUUCAAGAUGUUGAUUGAGUCACUGCUGGGUUUGCCUGUCAAUACAAGUCAGUCCAAACUUCACCAUUUUCAAGCAAGCACAUCAAUAGCAAUGGGAAAGAGUUUGAGAAAGCUGCAGCACAGAAAGAAAAGCAACGCAGAAAGAGGAGGCACUCGUGGUUUUAGCUUCUAGACAGCUAGGUACUAAAUGUUGACAAGUGAGAAUGACGUGGUACUAAUAUUUAGGACAAAAACAAGUUCACUUUACUGAGAGAGACUAACCAGGAACAGAAAGUACAUUUUAGAGCAGUUCAAUGAAAACUGGGAGAGAAGGGACAAAGAGAGAAAGAAGUUGGAGCGGUGGGGGAGGGGACAGGAGGAGGGAAGGCAGGAAUAAUGGAGCAGAAAGAGACAAAGAUGGUGUACGGAUGUAGCGUAGGAUAGGAGUAGAGUAAAAAUAACUUGUAUGGUACUUAACAGGUACAUUGGCUAUUAUCUAAAACCCAAGGAAACCAAGAGUGAAGACUGUGUUUGCUUUGUUCAAACCACCUGCUUGUCUGUGGUUGGAGUCUAGUGCUGUUGCUCCCUCCUGUGGUGGUACUGAAGAACUACACCUCAGCCUGCGAGCUACUGGAACAAAUCCACACGUUACUAUGAGUUAUCCACCUGUGUUACUUUUGAUCAUUGUUGCUAUAAUCUUCAUUUAACGUCAUUCCAUACUUUACCUCCUUCUUUUGACUUGAUGGGUUUCUAUAUGAUCUCACCUCUGUAUGUUUAUGAAUGUGUGUGUAAUGACAAAAGACCAAACUAAGGCCUAGUCAUUUGGGCCUAUUUGGAGUCUUACUAUUGAGCCACUGUGGUACAAGUUAACCUUAGAUACACAGGUACUAGUAUUUACUGAUAUAUCUUUUUUUUUGUCCCUUUUUGACGGCUCACAUCGUUUCUGUGGAUGUAAAUGCUGUUGUAUCCUGUCGACAGUGUGGCACCAGUGAGAACCGGUGAGGAUGUGAAUACAAACAUGAUGAAGAUGAGCAUUUUGAUGGGUGCAUAGAAGUGCUGAGGAUAGUUUAGUUCUGAUUGAAUGAGCUUCACUGUCAGUGCUUAAACUCCAGAGAAAUGAACCUGUGGCUGUCCCGUUAGAAAGCCCCUCAGAUUGGACAGGGGGGUAUGAGGGUUGGGGAGGAUGGAGAGUUACCCUGACAGGCCUACACAUAGUCAAACUAGUCAAAACAUAGUCAUAGGUCAAACACAUAGUACUACUGAGGAGAAAAAGCCCUCAAUACACAAAUGAAUUUAAAUUGACAACUUGUCAAGGACACUGGGAUUGGUAGUCUCAGUGUGAUGUUGUUAGUAACUAGUACCCACAGUCAGCAUUAAACAACCCACUAAACAGCCAUGUAAAUUACCAUCUUAUGUGUAAUCAAAGAUACUUAAAGUAAUAAAGAGUAUUUCCUCAUUUUUACUUGAGAAGGUGAAUUGCAAGUCCCAAAAACUAGUUUUAGACCAACUACAGGAAACAUAUCACAACAGGACUUGUUCCUGAUUGGCUGGCAUCUUUUAGAAAACAGCUGAAAUCUGUCCAAUAAGGCCAGUUUGCUGCAUCUGAACCAGAAGGCUGGGUUAACCUCAUUCAAGUCAAAUGAGCUGCUAUGUAGGCCAAUCAGUAAUGUGAGUUCUUUCUGUAAGGAUGUUACAAUUCAUGUCAGAAUUUUAAUGAAGUCAAUCAUUAUUAUUGUAGCUGUUUUGCAGCUUUUUAGGACAAAAUAUCAUGAAGAGCAUUAUUUUGCACCUGCACAAGAGGAGCAAUGUGUUCGGAAAAAGCCAACUUGUAAAGGAUACACAAUAUGGGACCUUUAAUUGAUGACUUGUUGACCUCAGUUGGUAUCAGUAGUAUGAUUCUUAUCUCAACAACAUUAAUAACAACUCUCCUCUUACCUCUACCUCUUCACACUGCCCAGUCUUUGAGUUGGGUCUGUAAAUGAAAUGACCCCUUAUCACAGUGUGUGUGUGUGUGUGUGUGUGUGUGUGUGUGUGUGCGUGUGCGUGUGCGUGUGCGUGUGCGUGUGCGUGUGCGUGUGUGUGUGUGUGUGUGUGUGUUUGAGAAAGAGAAUUUAUACACUAUAUGGUAUACUACCAACAUGCUCCGAGUUUACGAUAUUGUUUCAGUACUCCAUGGGAAUCACAUCAUCCUUUAACUCUGAUGAUGAUUGAUGAUGCUACUCCUUUAUUAUUUGUUAUUUUAUUAUGAAAUGUAGUUACACCUUUGUUUUUAAUAGCAUUUCUUUUGACACUAUUAGAGAGUAAACUGCAUAUUUCAUUCUGUAUGUUUAUGUUGUAUUAAUUAUGCCUGUUUUCAUUUGUUACAAUUGGUUUACAAAGGCAGUAUUGUUAAAUACAUUGUCUUUUUUUCAAUGUGUAAAAAAAGUUAAGCUGAUUUGUGUCAUCUUUUCUUUGGAAAAGGAAUUUGAUGGUAGACUUUUAUUUGAGUGUGAAAUGUAAUUCAUUUUAAUAGCAAGUCAAAACCUUAUACACUUGCUCUUCUGUGAAGUAAAUAAUACUUUUAUUUUCUACAUAUCACCUAUCCUGCUACUGUUCUGUGUUGAUGUCCAAAUGAAGAUUGGUGAUGGCACUCUCUGUUCAACAAGGGUUGAAAACACAGUGUGCUACCGUUCCCUGAGGCUUUUUCUUGAACCAAACCGCCAUCUAGUGGGGUCAACAAAUACAACUAAUGGUAAAUCUUCAUCUGGACAUCACUACUGUUCUCACUGAGCCUUCAUCAGCCUACCACAGCUCUCAACAUUUGUGACCUGGGAAGGUUUCGUAGCAGAUGUGUUGAUGGACAUUGUGGUCUUAGUCUUACGCCCGCCCCUCUUUAAGCAGCUGAAUGGAUCAAGUGCAGGUGGCAUGAUGAAAAUUGUUAUUUUAAACAAUGUGAAAUAUAAUAAAAUUACAAUUUCCUCCUGUGUUGUUGCAGUUGUCUUGCUCUGUUGGCCCUAAACACUGCACAAUGACUCGGGAAAACAGAUUUUGUAUGAUGAGUAAAUCACUUGAUUGUUGAUUUGGAUGUUUUUAUUUCAAAAAAAAAAAAAAUAAAUGAACAAGAAAUUGAAAUAAAUGUUUUUAUUACUA
Molecule: messenger RNA, 6061 nt
Organism: Sander lucioperca (pikeperch)
Lineage: Eukaryota; Metazoa; Chordata; Actinopteri; Perciformes; Percidae
Product: E3 ubiquitin-protein ligase DTX1-like
Exons: 12
Coding region: 497-2734 (745 amino acids)
Biological process (GO): protein ubiquitination; Notch signaling pathway
Cellular component (GO): nucleoplasm
Molecular function (GO): zinc ion binding; ubiquitin protein ligase activity
Source: RefSeq, a predicted model, not a curated record